GCGCACCACUUAAUUUAUUGGCGGCGAUAACCCUAAACCCUGCGCCUGCGGCCCCGCCAUCAUUCACAGUGGACUGUACCGGUAGCGUAUCGCUCUCCUCCGAAGCGUUUCAAUUUUUUCAACGAGCGCGGCUAACGCACCCAGGAUUCGUUAGUGGGAAGUAGACAAAGGAAGCACUAGCGGCUUGACAAGGCUGACGGGAGAAAAGAAUUGAUAUCAAGAAACCCACCGACAAAGGAAGAAUUGAUCGUGAUGUUCAGCCCUGGUACUGCUCGUUCUCCUGCUACGCCUAUCACUGCUAUUUCAUUUGGAGAACCUCGUGCUCGGUCCUUCCUUAAGGAAGCCACUCCAUCGCCUCUUCUUUCUUUAUUCACCCGUGCCUCCCUCCACGCCCACUCUGUGCCACGACCGUGCUCUACUCUCAAAGCCAUGGCUGAUGGUGAAGCCGUCACUCUUUCUCCAAAGAUCACCGCUUCAUCUCCUUCUGUUUCAGGAAAGAAGCUAGCUCUGAUAUCCUUGUCAGACAAGAAAAAUCUUGCAUUUCUAGGAAAUGGGCUUCAAGAAUUAGGCUACACGAUUGUUUCAACUGGAGGAACUGCAUCUACAUUGGAAACUUCUGGGGUAAGCGUUACUAAGGUGGAGGAGCUGACAAGUUUCCCUGAAAUGCUUGAUGGUCGUGUAAAAACUUUGCAUCCUUCUAUACAUGGGGGUAUUCUUGCUAGAAGGGACCAAAAGCAUCAUAUGGACGCCCUUGAUAAACAUGGAAUUGGCACAUUUGAUGUUGUCGUGGUAAACUUGUACCCCUUCUAUGAUAAAGUCACCUCAUCUCAAAAAAUAGACUUUGAAGAUGGAAUCGAGAACAUUGAUAUUGGUGGCCCGGCCAUGAUCAGAGCUGCUGCAAAGAACCACAAGGAUGUCUUAGUGGUCGUUGAUACCGAAGACUAUCCUGCACUGCUUGAUUUCUUGAAAGGAAAUGAGGAUGAUCAACAAUUUCGUAGAAAGCUUGCUUGGAAGGCAUUUCAACAUGUAGCUUCUUACGAUUCUGCAGUCUCAGAAUGGCUGUGGAAGCAGACUGUUGGAGAUAAAUUUCCUCCCAGCUUAACCGUGCCACUUUCCCUCAAAAGUUCUCUUCGCUACGGUGAAAAUCCUCAUCAGAAGGCGGCCUUUUAUGUUGAUAAGAGUAUCUCUGAAGUCAAUACAGGUGGUAUUGCAACAGCCAUCCAACACCAUGGAAAGGAGAUGUCUUAUAAUAACUACUUAGAUGCGGAUGCAGCUUGGAAUUGUGUGUCAGAGUUUAGGAAUCCUACUUGUGUAGUUGUGAAACACACAAAUCCAUGUGGUGUAGCUUCACGUGAUGAUAUUCUGGAAGCAUAUAGACUAGCUGUGAAGGCUGACCCCGUGAGUGCAUUUGGUGGCAUUGUAGCCUUCAACGUAGAAGUUGAUGAGGUUCUUGCAAGGGAAAUUCGGGAGUUCAGAAGCCCUACAGAUGGGGAAACACGGAUGUUUUAUGAGAUUGUUGUUGCACCCAAGUACACAGAGAAGGGGCUUGAGAUCUUGCGUGGGAAAUCAAAGACUCUGCGAAUUCUUGAGGCAAACAAAAAUGAGAAAGGAAAACUCUCACUCAGGCAAGUUGGUGGGGGGUGGUUAGCACAAGAUUCUGACGACUUGGUUCCCCAAGAUAUACAAUUUAACGUAGUUUCUGGAAAGGCCCCUCAAGAGAGCGAGCUUCAAGAUGCAGAGUUUGCAUGGUUGUGCGUCAAGCAUGUUAAGAGCAAUGCCAUUGUGAUAGCAAAGAAUAACUGUAUGUUGGGUAUGGGAAGCGGGCAACCAAAUCGUCUCGAAAGUUUGAGGAUAGCCUUGAGGAAAGCUGGGGACGAGGUCAAAGGAGCUGCUUUGGCUAGUGACGCAUUCUUCCCAUUUGCUUGGAAUGAUGCAGUGGAAGAAGCAUGCCAGAGUGGAGUAGGUGUUAUUGCAGAGCCCGGGGGCAGCAUUCGAGAUCCUGAUGCUAUCGACUGCUGCAACAAGUAUGGCGUGUCCCUCGUCUUCACCAACGUGAGGCAUUUCAGGCAUUGAUGAUGCUCGUCAGCUCCUGAGAUUUUAAAGCUUGGUUUGGACACCACACAGAAUAUGAAGAUGUUCUUCCUUAAUAAAGAGAUUGGCGUGGUUGUAAAAUAGGUUAACAUGUAUCCUAUAACUUAACAAUAAAAAACGCCUCUGAAUUAUCUUGGAAGUAUGUUCCUUUUCAAUCCCCAACUUCGGAAUGAGUCCAGUUUGAUGCCCUUUCUCUUUAUACAUGUGUUUUUAAGAGUGGUUUGAUACACA
Molecule: messenger RNA, 2322 nt
Organism: Cucurbita pepo subsp. pepo (vegetable marrow)
Lineage: Eukaryota; Viridiplantae; Streptophyta; Magnoliopsida; Cucurbitales; Cucurbitaceae
Biological process (GO): 'de novo' IMP biosynthetic process
Cellular component (GO): cytosol
Molecular function (GO): phosphoribosylaminoimidazolecarboxamide formyltransferase activity; IMP cyclohydrolase activity
Source: RefSeq, a predicted model, not a curated record